AUGCCACUGAAUCCACCGCACGCACUCACCUUACUACAACUAUCGACCUACGAUGGAUCAGAUCCACUGCUGCCAAUCUACGUAGCUAUAAAGGGUGUCAUCUUUGAUGUGUCUUCCAAUCCUAGUGCUUAUGGCAAGAAUUCCAGCUACAAUUGCUUUGCAGGCAGAGAUGCAUCCAAGGCACUUGGCCUCUCUUCCUUAAAUGUAGAUGAUUGCGUUGCAGAUUACAGCACACUGAAUAAUGCAGACAUGGUUACACUUGAACAAUGGCUUUCCUACUUUACAAAAAAGUAUCCAGUAGUGGGCCACAUUAUACCUGAUAUGUAA
Mucor velutinosus is the source of this 327-nucleotide messenger RNA. RefSeq names its product Mitochondrial translocator assembly and maintenance protein 41 (gene TAM41). NCBI's taxonomy places the organism in Eukaryota, Fungi, Mucoromycota, Mucoromycetes, Mucorales, Mucoraceae. Gene Ontology annotation, cellular component: endomembrane system; membrane; endoplasmic reticulum. The coding region runs from base 1 to 327 and encodes 108 amino acids. The record is from RefSeq and is a predicted model, not a curated record. The transcript has 3 exons.